This is a messenger RNA of Caretta caretta (loggerhead turtle), 3419 nucleotides long. RefSeq names its product CNKSR family member 3 (gene CNKSR3). Gene Ontology annotation, molecular function: protein binding. The record is from RefSeq and is a predicted model, not a curated record. NCBI's taxonomy places the organism in Eukaryota, Metazoa, Chordata, Testudines, Cheloniidae. Gene Ontology annotation, cellular component: cytoplasm; membrane. Gene Ontology annotation, biological process: regulation of signal transduction.
GCUGGAGCGGGGGCAGCCGCCCAGCCGGGGAGCGGGGAUGGGCGCUUGAAAGGGGAGUCUGUGGGCGAAGGAGGGAGAGCGGGACAAGUGGCUGGGUUGAGCGUGCCCCGCUGGCGCAGGCUUCCCGGCAGGGACCUUUGGGGCGCGGCUCAGCCCGGCGGGAGAGCGCCCAGCAUGGAGCCCGUUACCAAGUGGAGCCCAAAGCAAGUCGUGGACUGGACCAAAGGGUUCACUUGGAUAUAGUAAGAUGGAUCAAAAUGUUCUGUUGGCAUCACGCUGACUUGAAGCUAUGAUUACUGUCCCUGUGAAGAGAAAGUUUCCCAUUGAUCAGAAGCCCUCACUUAAGCAUCUUAAUGCUGAUUGAGCUGCAUAGCUGUGGUCAGUUCUUGGCAACUUUGUCUGAAGAGCAAGCAGAUUUGGAAGCCAUGCUACUGUUUUGUUAUUGGAUGACAUGGGUAAUUUCAGCAUUUGCUUGGAUGAUUGCCUGCAGCAGUAUGUCCCCAAAUUUGAACGGGAGAAGAUAAAUGGUGAACAGCUGUUACAGAUUUCACAUCAAGAUCUUGAAGAGUUGGGUAUCUCACGAAUUGGACACCAGGAACUGGUUCUGGAGGCGGUGGAUCUUCUCUGUGCACUGAAUUAUGGCCUUGAAACAGACAAUAUGAAGAACUUGGUUCUCAAAUUGCGAGCUUCUUCCAACAACCUGCAGAAUUGCAUCAGCAGCCGGAGGAAAAAUUCGAAUUAUGAUGGAAAAACCUCACACAAACCCCCCAAUGAAUUCCUCACCUCAGUGGUGGAGCUCAUUGGUGCUGCUAAGGCCUUGCUAGCAUGGUUGGACAGGGCCCCAUUUACAGGGAUUGCUGACUUCUCAGCGACAAAGAACAGAAUCAUUCAGCUCUGCUUGGAUCUCACUACCACAGUUCAGAAGGAUUGCACUGUGGCUGAAAUGGAAGACAAAGUUCUACAUGUAUCCAAGAUUUUAAAUGGAAUUUGUGAUAAGAUGAUCAGAUCAACUACAGAUCCGUUGAUGAGCCAAAGUGCAUGUCUGGAGGAGGUUCAUUUAACCAACAUUAAACCUGGGGAAGGCCUGGGAAUGUAUAUCAAAUCAACUUAUGAUGGAUUGCAUGUAAUUACUGGAACUACAGAAAAUUGCUUCAGAAUUGAUUCCUUGAGGACCUGCUCCAUGAUUUUUCCAAGGACUGAGUCCCCCGCUGAUCGAUCUCAAAAGAUUCAUGCUGGUGAUGAGGUGAUCCAGGUUAAUCAUCAGACUGUAGUGGGAUGGCAACUAAAAAACCUUGUGGGAAAGUUGCGAGAGAAUCCUGCUGGAGUUAAACUGCUACUUAAGAAACGUCCUACAGGCUCUUUUAAUUUUACUCCGGCCCCACUGAAGAACCUACGCUGGAAACCACCACUUGUACAGACCAGUCCUCCACCAACUACAACUCAGUCACCAGAAAGCACCAUGGAUACCUCGAUGAAGAAAGAGAAGCCAGCCAUCCUGGACCUCUAUAUACCUCCACCACCAGCUGUUCCAUAUUCUCCUCGGGAUGAGAAGGAGUGUCUCGUUUAUGGAGGAGGUAAUAAACCUAAGCAGCCAUUACCUGGCUCCAAGGGCGCAGAGUCUCCUAAUUCUUUCCUCGAUCAGGAAAGCCGAAGGCGAAGGUUUACUAUUGCGGAUUCUGAUCAGUUGCCUGGAUAUCCCAUGGAAGCAAAUAUACUGCCAACAAAGAUGAGAGAAAAAACACAGUCUUAUGGAAAACCUCGUCCUCUGUCAAUGCCUGCAGAUGGGAGCUGGCUGGGAGCUGCAGAUCCUUUCUUGAGGCCCCGAGCACAAGGAAGAAAAGGUGAAGAUGUCCUCUGCAGGUACUUCAGUAAUGAGAGGAUACCCCCAAUCAUUGAAGAAAGUUCCUCCUCGCAGCAGCAUUUUGCAAGGCCAGUGGCUGACAGGCAGUUAGUGAGGGGCGCAGACUACAUUAGAGGCAGCAGGUGCUUUGUGAAUACAGAUCUUCAUAACAGUGCAACCAUCCCUUUCCAGGAGGAAGGAGCUAAAAAACUCUCUGUUACAUCACCCACAAAAUCUUCCUCCACAGAGCCCUCACUACUGGUCAGUUGGAUCACAAGACUUAAACUGUUGACUCACUGAUUGUUUAAUGGAAUGUGUUCUCAUCUUCUGUUACCAAGUGCCUUUGUUUCUCAGUCAGACUUCUUGCUUUUCAGCUACAGUAUUACAUAGUGACUGAUAUGUUGAUCUAUUCCUGGAGAGUUGUACACACCUCCCCUUUUUUGAGUGUGAUUUUUGAUGGCUCUAAUGUACUGGAACAGAGAGGAUUGGAUAACGUGAGAUGGAAGUGGGAUAAAGGUCUAGUUUCUUUUUCCUGCCCCAAAGUUGAGGGAAUUCAUUCCUCUGGAAACAAGUAAGGCUCCAGUGAAUCAGAGGUCACAUCUGAUCUGAAAUCCGUAUGACCUGUGCAGAAGCAAUCGUUGCAUUACAAUGAGGUCCAGUGGCACUUCAUUUGCUAAAAUGCUCUGAUGCUGCGCAACCUACUGGGUUGCCGAAAACGUAGGGCUCAGCGAAAAUCCAGAGCUAUUCUCCUGACCAGAAAGGCAAGAGGGGAAACAUCUAUUUUGUAUAAUAAUGUGGGGUUGUGGCAAGUACUGCUGCAGCUUUAACUUUGUAAGGAAUAAAGGUAGCUUCUUCUCUGUGAUAACCAGAGAACUGUGUUAGGAAUAUAUUAAACCUGGUUUAUAAUCCAGUUAUUGAGAUCUCAGUACAGGCAAACUAGUGUUCUCUGACUUGCUGCAGUGCUCAUCCAUAAAGAUGUGGAUUGCUACAACAUGACAAGGAAGUGCAUCUCUAGAGGUGGUAAAAGAAAUGAUUUUUUUCCUUCAUUGUUUAAGAAUGAUUUGCUGUUAACCAAAGUAUCCAUAUAAAAACAAACCCUGCUGGUUUUAUGGAACCUCUACAGUGGUUCAGUUUUUGAAUGGAUAGAUCUGUGUUUUCAGAAAGAAAAAUAUGCUGUGAUACAUUACAGUAGUAAGACACCUGGCUAUUUUUAAAUGUAGCUCCAGUUUUUCACCUUUAAAAGUCUCAAGCAGCAUCUGGUUUUUGGGAAGGGGGAAAAAGCUUGUAAAAUUAUGGUUAUUAAAGAAUCUUUGUUUAAAACUGAAUGUACAAGAGGUUGUUAGUAUGCAAAAAAGUGUUUAAUUUAAGUGUUAAAUAUAGCUGUAUAUUUUUUUUAUUCUUAACCAGAUGUAGUUUGUACAUUCCUAUCUACAGCACUGUGCACUAAUUAACCAGUGCCAAAAAACAAAUACUGUCAUGUUCUCCAUUCCAUCAACUGCCAAAUGCUGCACUGGGUGAUCUUGCAGUAAUGACAGUCUCCUGUGUUCCAUCUACAUUAAAGAAAAGAAAAACACUUUAA